Messenger RNA from Pelmatolapia mariae (spotted tilapia), 6239 nucleotides. RefSeq names its product sorting nexin family member 21 (gene snx21). The coding region runs from base 301 to 1605 and encodes 434 amino acids. Gene Ontology annotation, molecular function: phosphatidylinositol phosphate binding. The transcript is spliced from 6 exons. The record is from RefSeq and is a predicted model, not a curated record. NCBI's taxonomy places the organism in Eukaryota, Metazoa, Chordata, Actinopteri, Cichliformes, Cichlidae. Gene Ontology annotation, biological process: protein transport. Gene Ontology annotation, cellular component: early endosome membrane.
AGUGAGCAUGUAGCCCCCUCUGCUGGUCGGAUCCGAGGAGUGCAUGUCCUUAUAUGGCAGCUGCCCGAUAUCCAACCCCGGGCCGCCUCCUCCUGCAGGCUGCGGCGGGUGGACAGCCCCAGGAAUAAGGAUACAGCCAGUCAGCUGUGUGCGUGUGCGGAGCCCACAAACCCCGACAGGAUCGUGCGGCUCCCAGAUCCCGACCCGUUGGGCUUCAAACUUUACUCUGGAGGAGCUGAUAUGGAGUAAAAGGAGCGGAGGGAGUGCGGGCUCCUCCCCCUGUGGUGGCCUGGCAACAUCAUGGCGUCUCGGCUGUUGGACCGCCUGAAGCGCUCGCUGUUUAAAGAUGGUCAGGGGCUGGAACCUGAGCAGGAAGAAGGCGGCGGGCCGGAAGAGGAGGCGUUCAACCAGGAUCGCUGGGAGGACGAGCUGGCGGAGGAUGAGGAGUGUGUAACCGAUCGGCUCGGAGGGAUGCUGUGCUUCGACGGCACGGACGGCGGUCUGGAGGAUGGAGCCGAGGGUGAAGGGUCAGGACAGGACAGCGACUCUGACUUCCUGGGAGAGUCGAUGGAGGAUGGUCCCAGCAGCAUGGACACCAGUCCUGUGGGUAUUUCCCCAGUGGGCCACUCCUCCUCUUCCUCCUCCUCCCUGCUGACUCGGCAGCUUCAGGAGAGCUGGAGGAGUUUGCGCGGACUCAGUGGAGGAAGCUCGGUCUCCUCUGUGAGAUGGCAGACGGACAGCUUGUUGUUCGAGGUGACCGACGCCAGCGUGGUGCAGGACGGCUCCUCAAAAUAUGUGCUGUACACGAUCCAUGUGAUCCAGUCUGGCGCGAGCGAUAAGAUUCCUGCCAUCAUCACGCGUCGGUACUCUGACUUUCGGCGCCUCCAUGCCACUCUUCGCCGUAAACACGGCGAGCACAUGGAGCGUUUCUGUUUCCCACGAAGAAAACUCAGGAGGAAUUUCACAGCAGAGACGAUCGCUAAGCGGAGCCGGGCGUUUGAACAGUACCUGUCUCACCUGUGUUCCCUGCAUGCCCUGCGGGAGGCGCUGUGUGUCCGUCAGUUCUUCUGCUUAACCGACCUGGAGACUGGACAGCUGCUCAUCAGGGCGGGACGUUACCAGGAUGCCUUGGGUCCUCUGCUCAAUGCCAAGAGACUGCAGCAGAAACUGGGAUGGGCAAGUUACUAUGACAACCAGACUCAGGCCCCUCCUCCAACCUCCUCCCAUUGGUUGUUCACCCUGGUGGGACUUUCGAGCUGUUUCCAGCAGGUGGACCAGCUGGAGGAGGCCCGAGAUAACUGUGACCACGCCCUGCGUGUUCUUACCCCCACCGAAACUCAGACUAACACAGAGGAUAAGCCUCUCCCACCUGACAAUAAGCCCUUCCAACAGUCGGAGACAUUGCAUCUGCAUGACGACAGGCCACACCCCCUGCUGUUGCCGCUGUUACAAGUGAUGGUUCGGCUGUCGUGGCAGACGGGAAAAGACAAGCGACAGUGGGAGGAGCUUCUGCAUCAUCUGGAGGAGCGGUGGGUGGGGCUAGACAAUCAUCCAACCAUCAAAGAAUUUCUGGUCAAACACAACCUGCAGGAUGGCGAGGGCUAAAGAGCGCGCACGCUGCAGAGUGCAAUCAGUACGGUACGGGUCGAGUGCUAGAGCCACUGCAGGGGAAACAAAGCCGAGAUUUUCAAAAUAAAAUCUGAAUGUUUUGAAUAAUUUUAGUUUUAUUUCUAAUAAAAAAAGUUAUUAAAGGGAAACAAGUUUCACCUAUAAAACCUGCUUUUUAAUGUUGUGACGUUGGACAUUUUAAUGUGGGAUUGGAGGCAGCCUCAAGUGGCCGUUAGAGGAACUCCAGCUGUUCACACGUGUUUGGUUUGAGUAAUAAAACCAAAAACAUUGUUCUGAAAAAGAGUGAUGUUAAUGUAAUGAAAGAGUAGGCUUCAGUAAAUAUCUGGGGGAAAGAAUCAAAUCACAGAAGCUUGAUUACAAAGUGACGGAGCUGAUGAGACUGAAUGACAGUUGAGGCCUUCACCUGAAACUCGGCCAGUUCAAAAUCUCAGUUUUUAUUCCCCCUGACAGUGGCUGUAAUACUCUGUGUACUAAUGGAUCAGUCAAGGGUUCAGUCGUAAUUUCAAAGCCUUAAACUAGUUCAGUGGUCUUUGUAGGUCCGAUGCUUCACAUCAGUUUUAUUCUUAACCGUGACUCCUCACAGGAUUUCUAAAAAAAAACCAGCCUGUUAUUCUACUUCAGGAGGAACUUCUACAAUAUUUAAGACUUGUUUUCUUCUUCAAAUAAAUUUAUUUUGAAAACUUGAUCCAGUCGAAGAAAAAAAAGGUGUUCACAUCACAUAUUCACAGUUACAAUCAAUGAAACUGCACGAAUGUUUCGUAGAAACGUGAGGAGCACAGAUUAAGAACAAAGCUCCAAGGAGAAAGCAGAGGAAGGAGAAAAGGCUGCCUCGACAAAUCACAGGUCAUGUUUCACUCUGUGACUCUGAGGAGGAAAAACACUUAUAGUUUUAAAAGUCCUCUGACUUCCUACUAAAAGGUUUACUGAUGAUUAACAGUGUUAUAUUGCAGCAGUUAAAAGGGAGCAAACGGUGCAGAAUGUAGAGACUCCUUGAAUCUUGUGGACGAUGCACGACGGGUUAAAGGCGCCCUGUGGAGUUUUACAUGUCGGUAUUUAUGCAACUUGAAAUGUUUCACAGCAGAAAACUUUGAUUGUAUUUGAGCUCUGAUGAAAACAACAAGAAGAGCGACACACAUGCAGAGAGUGCCCUGCAAAAACAAAUGACAGUCAAACUUUAGUAUCCAUCUAUAAAUAGAUAUCUGUAAGUGGAGCGAGACUUUCUACUCAUGUUGAGCACUCAGAGCCUCCAGGCCUCAUUCACCCAGUCACACACACACAUUCAUGCAGUGCUUUUAUUUAACACUCAGCCAUCCCAUAUUACUCUGCUUAUCCGCUCGCUCUCGUUGUGUUCGGCUGUUGUGGCGUCGAUCCGACUGUGCCUGUAAAUAACAGUAAUGUGGCGCACUGAGCUGAAUUUAUGUUACUGCAGUAAAUGACUAGAAUAGGUCUUUAGGUCAUUUUAAAUAUAUUUAUAUUCUUAAAUGUUUUGUUUGUCAUGUUUUAUUUCAAAUGGAGCCUUUCGCGUUCCUCACACUGAGGAAUUCAGCGUCAGACGCUGUCACACAUCCCUGUUUCUCUUAUUCCUGCAUAUAAAUCAGUCACGUUCACCAUAUUAUCAAACUGUGUCCGGUGUGGGUAAAGCUCACAGGGUUGAGCAGGUGGAUCAUAUGGCUUAAGGCUGUUGCAGAGGCCCGGGCUUUAAUCCGUCCAGAGGCCUUUCACGGUUCCCCCCGUCCUCUCUCUGUUGUUGCGACACAAUAAAAACUAAAAGCACCAAAAAUAUACUUUAAAAAACCCUUUUUUGAUUAUAUAUAGAUAAUCAAAUAUAGGCACCACGUUAUCUGAAGGUUCUGUUAAUUCAUGGCUGAACUUGACAGUUGAGCUGGAUCCAUGAUCAGUGUCUCAAGUCAAUGUUCAAAACAAGAUCUGUGGCACACUAAGUGUACAUUAUUCAGACAGUGCUGCAGGUGAGCAUCCUGCUAACUAAUUUUAGUGCUUUAAAAGGUUGAUUGAAUGAUUUUGAUAACGCGUAAGGCCUUAUUUUUUUGUUUUAGAAAGAGUGAAAGAAUUCAGUGCCUUUCUAGAUUUUUAACGAGGUUCGUGAGCCACCUGUGCACCAGGAAUAAAGGGAAUUGCGAGUGCAGGUCAAACAGGAGAUGCAGCAACUCCAUAGAGCACCUGUAAAGACCUGAGCUGUGAGACAGUCGCGCUCACACUGAGCCUGAUCUGUGUGUGUCUGCGUUAUUUACUAUUUGUGAGAGAGAUUUCAUUUCACAGCUGAGGAGUAAAGCGAUUUACUUGCACGAGUUUUCCUCCACACCUGCAGUGGAAAAUUUCAGUGGAAAGCUUUGCCUGCUGCCGGUGCGUCACAUAUUAAGCGGUUAAAGAGGCGUUAAAUGAGAAACGCUGUUUAUCUCAAGGAACACUUAGCGCCUCUCCUCCCCCCACACAGCUCUCACAGCUUCGCAGUCAUUCGAGGUAAAAUCUGCGUGCUUUUUACGUGGAUGCGGUUACUGUGGAGACCGGCCCGAGUGGACGGCCACACGAGACAAAAAUAGAUGCGAGGAGCUGGAUUUACAUCAGCAGGAGAAAUGUCAGACGGGACUGAUGGAUGGAGAGGAAAACAGGUGAUUAAUAAUGAGGGACUAAGCAAAGUUGUCAGCGCAGGAAUGAAUGAUUUUGGGGCUGAAGGUUGGACACUAUGCACACUUAUAGAUUUAUGCACUUACUGUGUUCACCUGUCAUGUAGAAAAGCUGCUGAUUUGUCAGAUGUGAGUGCUGCAGGAUCACGGUACAUGUUCAGUAUUAUGCAGAGUUCUGUUAUAUCCAGCUGUUCUGCCGCACUACAGAAACCCUGCAACGCUUUCAGCUUCACUUUCUCAUCUAAUCUGGUAAAUGUCUUGUCUGUGUGCAGCACUUUAUGCUUCUCAUUCACACUCACCAGUCAGGACCGUCAACCCUGUGAUGAGUGCAUGAGCAGCUCUGGCUCCUGAGCUCCCUCUAUACUGAAAGUAGAUUCAGAGAGGCCACUGCAGAGGAAGAGUGUAUACUGGAGACUUUAUGCACAGUUAGGCAGUUUCUCACUUCUGGGUUCAGUGACAGUUGUGUUAGCUGUGACCGUUACACAGUAACUGUCAGCCUGCUCUGGUUUCAUACAGACCACAGUAACCACAGGGCAUCGAGGAGGGUCAGCGCAUUCACACCCCGACUGUGAAAUACUGUCAGACGAUGCUAGUGCUACAGAAGCAUGUGCAGGGUGUCCUUCGGUCUCAGCGUGUCUCUUUGAACGUAGGGCCGCUCCUGCAACUAAUUGAUGAUCUGAGUAAACCUGAACCUGAACCUAAGUGACUCAUCAAAAAGCAAGAAAACACUUGGAACAGUUAAAUCUGGUUUGAUGUCCACACAGCUGAGCCGAGUGUUUUAGUGCAUCGCUCUCUGAUAUUUCAGUUUGAUCGAGGAAAUGAGCGGCAGUGUGUCAGAAUAAAGUCCCGCAGGAUGCUUCGUGGGGCUGUUGUCUGCCUUACUUUCCACCUCACAUAUGUGCAGUUUCUCAGCACAGAGGGAGAAGAGUGGGUUGAACCAACUAAUAAUUCUACUGCCGGACAUCCUUAUUUUAAAGAGCUGCUCAGGGACGGCAGAGGAGUAAGUGAUUUUAACCCACUUCUUACUUUCAGUUUAAGCAAAAAUGACUUUCUGAGAGGUUCAGCUGAGAUUGUGGUUUGGGUUCAAAUAUGCUUCUUUGCUGCAUUGAGGCUGCGCAGUGCUUUAGAUGUGAUGCCAAAGAACACUGUGUGCAUAGAAAAACCAGGCGGGGCAGCUGCAGGUUCUGCAGGAUCUGACGGCUUCAGGGCAUUACACAAAGCACCUUUCUCUCUGCUGAUCUCACAGCUGAUUGGUUUAGACCAAAAUGUGGAACGUAGUUUCCCCUCUCAGCCUCUGCAGCUCUCCAUGGCUGCCAGCUGUCUGUUAAUAACAGAUGACAUUAUCAUUGUUUUUAUUUUUACAUUACAAAGCCAGUCUGUGCAAAAAAUAUGAAACUCCUCCACCCGGAGUACUAGUUUCUGGAAGGUCACACCUGAUUUCUGUUUUCUUGUUUUUGUGUCUUAUAACCUGAGCUGGAGUUUGCAGUUUGCAGUGAGAGUGUUUCUCUGUGUUUUGUGACACUGACGUGAAAAUGAAAACAAUCAUUUGAGCUGUUAAGCGGAUGAAAUGUGAAAAACUGCAGUCGCUCCUCGGCCAGCUUGAUAAAUUCUUAUUUUAACGGUGUUAUUUGGGCUGAAGCUGUACGCAGACACGUCACAGAUGUUUCUAAUGGUUUGAAAAUGCACUUGUUGUGUCAGAUGUGCAGUUUUCAGUGUAGACUGUGCGUAUCCCACUUUAUGCAAGCGUAGCAACACGUGGAAGAAAUCAGUGCGUGGGGAGGUUUAGCGUGGAUCUUUUGGCCUUUGCAGCAGCACUUCAUCGUAGAGCUUUAUACAAGUUUAUUUUCUGGAAUAUGUUUGUUACAAACUGCAGAUCAUGCCUUUGUUUUUCUUCAUGUUUGCAUCUCUGAGAUGAGGGCUGUGAUUCUAUUCUAUUCUACUUUAUUAUAGUAAGAAAUGUGAAGAUCU